Molecule: messenger RNA, 1230 nt
Organism: Lytechinus variegatus (green sea urchin)
Lineage: Eukaryota; Metazoa; Echinodermata; Echinoidea; Temnopleuroida; Toxopneustidae
Product: zinc finger matrin-type protein 2-like
Exons: 6
Coding region: 67-699 (210 amino acids)
Biological process (GO): mRNA splicing, via spliceosome
Cellular component (GO): U4/U6 x U5 tri-snRNP complex; spliceosomal complex; nucleus
Molecular function (GO): nucleic acid binding; zinc ion binding
Source: RefSeq, a predicted model, not a curated record
ACUGGGUACGGUACCGGUACGUAUAUCGAGGUGAAAUUUUCGUUUCGCCGAAACAAUUGUGAAAGUAUGGCGAUGAAUUACGCUGGAACAAGUUCGGGUACCGGUUCGCGAGUUGAGGACCACAGGAGAAAGUGGGACCGAGAUGAAUAUGAGAAGCUUGCUAAGGAACGUUUGGAUCAGGAGCUUGAAGCUCAGGCAGAGAAAGAGAGGAGGAGAAAAGAACCUGUUGUCAAGCGUGAGCUUCUCAAGCAGCGUGAUUACAAGGUUGACCUUGACUCAAAGCUGGGGAAGUCCCAGGUCAUCACCAAGACAACUCCUUCCUCUCAGAUGGGCGGAUACUACUGUGAUGUUUGUGAUUGUGUUGUUAAAGACUCCAUCAACUUCCUGGAUCACAUAAAUGGCAAAAAACAUCAAAGAAAUUUAGGAAUGUCAAUGAAUGUCGAGAGGUCGUCCUUAGAUCAAGUCAAAAAGCGGUUUGAGAUGAACAAGAAAAAAGUGGAAGAAAAGAAAAAGGACUAUGAUUUUGAAGCCAGGUUACAAGAAUUGAAAGAAGAGGAAGAAAAGCACAAAGCAUAUCAGAGAGAGAAGAGGAAAGAAAGGAAAAGAAGAGCUGAUGAUAGAGGGAUAGAUGGAAUGGAUCCAGACAUGGCAUCUAUGAUGGGUUUUGCUGGAUUUGGGAGUAAUAAAAAGAAAUACUGAAGAACACCUGCAGGACAGAACACAUCUGAUUGUGGAACAUCAAAGAAAGCAUACCGGUGGCUCCAAGUCCAGUUGUAAGAGUGCAAUCUAUCAUAUUUUUAGUGUUGCAAGAUUGAAGUAUGAUAUGGGUGAUGAUGAGAUGAUAAAUUAGUUUACUGAGCUAGAAAGUGUAUCAUGAAGCACUGUGUCAGUGAUUUUCAAACAAAUUUAAUCUGAGCCAAUCAUUUAUGCAAGGAUUAUUAGUAGCUUAUAAUAAAUAGGCUGUGAAAAUCACUGACUUGUUUCAUGGAUUGCUGUCCCAAAUUCUAACACUAAACUUGGGCUAAUAUUCUGACCUCUGGUAGUUCAGUCAAGCUAUGGUCAUGCAUGCUAAAAUGUUUGGAAGUCACAGUGUCUGAAGAUUGUUUCACUCAGGUUUCUCACUUAGGUUUGAAAUUCUUAAUGCAUUUAUGUUUAAAAACCGAUUGUAGUUACCAUUCUUGAGUAGUAAAAGUUUGAGUGCCAAACAUAGGGAUGCCAGUUGGAAUUGAU